ACUUUUUGCACACUUUAACUGCGUUUAUUAACCCGCUGUUUUCUGCUCAACUUUAGUUUUUGUUAUUAAUGUACACACUUAACAUGAAUAAUCGUAAUUGUACGCUGGUAAUGCCUCCAAUUUGUGACCAGAAACGUGGUGCUCGGACCAGUCCUGGGCCGGACCUCUGGGUGAAUCCUGACCGCCGACAGCUGCACCUGAGCCGGCAGAGCAACCCGGAAGCGGCCCGGGGACUGGAGGAGGCUCCCAGGCUUCCAUCACAUCUGGAUCCCAAACCAGUGAAACUCCACAUUCUGGGACAGCAACACGUGGGGAAGGCUGGUAAAAGAGCGGAUAUCGUUUCCCUGAGGAAGCAUCUGGGCCGCACCAGGCUGUUGGCAUCGGCAAUUAAGCGAGGCCAGAGCUACUUCCACCGCCUGCAGAAGGAGGAAGAGGAGGAGCGGGAGGAGGAAGAGAGGCAGCGGGUGAGGAGGGAGGAGCAGCUGAAAACAGAGCCGCGACCUCCCAGGUUCUCCUCUGACUCCGACAGCGAAUCUGACGGGUGGCCUCCUCCGCCUGCGGGAACCAGCCGGUCAGGUGCGACCGAAGCACGGCCACGCAGGAAGAAGAGCCGCUCAGCACGACCUUUCACCCUCCAUCACUCCCUGACCUCCCCUCUGCUGAGUGAAGCGCCGAGGAAGGUCAUCUACCGCCAGCUCUGCUGUCUGAGUUGGCUGCUGGAGGCCUUGACUCUGGACCGCAACGGCAGAGUCGGCCCGCUCGCCGCCUGCUGGGACCCCAAAGACCCUGGCCGAGGCAGGACCACCAUUAAGGCGCUGAAAAAAGAAAGAGCCAUUAAGAACAAAUGGGAGCAGUUUGUUUCAACCAAGCCUCAGAGAGCUCCACCCAGGCGCCGUCGCAGCUCCUCUGCUCGCCUCUACAUCCGCAGGGAGUCCUCCAUGAGCGUGGCCUCCCUCUUCGCCCUCACCUCCGUCACCGUGGGCAGCAGCAGUGUGUCCUCUCUGGUCCAGGUCGCUGAGGAGGACACGGAGUCUCCAGACCGACCUCCAUCAGAGGGUCUCCGGACACUGCCAAAUGUCCACCAGAAAGUUGAGACAAAAGGCCAGAGCUCACAAACCAGCAGCUGUCCUGCCAAACCCCCGUUAGCCAUCAGCCAUCUAAUCGACAACAAGGCCGCCGCGCUGCGGGAGCUGAAAGCUGCCUUCCACGAAAAGGUUGAGGAGAUGUCUCAGCACUACGUCGACGUCCUGGAGCUCAAAGCCAGGGAGAGGUUAAACAGCGGCCUCCGGAGAUAUCGAGCUCUGUGUCACGUGACUGAAUCCCAUGGCCUUCCUUGUCACGUGACCUGCCAGUCCCCAGAGACGAAGGCACCAAACACCCGCAAUAAAAACGACCACGGCAACAAUAUAUGGCUGUCCACUCUGCUGAGCAGCCUGCCUGAGGAGGUGUGCAGGGAGCGAGCGGUGAGCCGGGUGCUGGAGAAGCUGAGUGGUUUUGCAGAGCAGCAGACGCUCAGGGUUCGACCUCAGGUCUUCCUGAAGGUGCUCGGGGGUCUUGAGCUGUGGGAGCUCUGUCUGCCUGAGCUCUGUGUGGCCAUCCAGAUUGCCACGGAGCAUGUUGUCCAGAUGCCAAAGGACGAGUACGACUCCUGGUUGUGUUCAAGGGUCACUCUGCCCCCGCAGAGCCACGGCGCCCCGCAAACACCAGGUGAACCACACUCAUUAAGACCUGGAGGACAAACAGAUGAAGGGAACACAGGGACACCAGGGUUGUAAAUCAAAUGUGAGCUCAAGGCUGAAAUAGUAAUACAAUUUGUCUCAAAAGUAACGGGGCAAAAAUUGAUAAGUAAAAGUGACAAGAAGGGUUAGUUAUCUUGCAUUUUCACCAAUUCACCUGACU
Anoplopoma fimbria (sablefish) is the source of this 1899-nucleotide messenger RNA. RefSeq names its product coiled-coil domain-containing protein 60-like. The record is from RefSeq and is a predicted model, not a curated record. NCBI's taxonomy places the organism in Eukaryota, Metazoa, Chordata, Actinopteri, Perciformes, Anoplopomatidae.